Molecule: messenger RNA, 3705 nt
Organism: Erinaceus europaeus (western European hedgehog)
Lineage: Eukaryota; Metazoa; Chordata; Mammalia; Eulipotyphla; Erinaceidae
Gene: CCDC66
Product: coiled-coil domain containing 66
Exons: 19
Coding region: 54-2942 (962 amino acids)
Biological process (GO): cilium assembly
Cellular component (GO): photoreceptor inner segment; microtubule; cilium
Molecular function (GO): microtubule binding
Source: RefSeq, a predicted model, not a curated record
CCGACCUACACAGGAGUUUUGAGAGUCCUGUGGCGAGCGCACGGGGUCAGGCCAUGAACUUGGGAGAUGGCUUAAAGCUUGAAACUGAAUUAUUGGAUGGAAAAACCAAGCUAAUAUUGUCUCCGUCUGAAUGUAAAUCAAAAAUUUCUGUGAAGAUGGGCAAUAAGACAAAGAUUGCAAAAUGUCCCUUAAGAACUAAACAGAAUGGACACAUUUUAAAACCAACACAAAAAACUUGUAUCAGGAGUGAAAAGCUUUUGCAAAAGAAGAUUGUUGGGUCAGAAACAUCAUUGGCAAAAGGUGAAAAAAAUAGUAUGACACUUUCACCCACGAAGGAUUUAUGUAAGCAGUACACAGAUAAAGACUGUCUUCAUAUCCAGAAAGAGAUUGUACCUGCAGCUCCUAAUAUACAGAAGACUAGAUAUACCAAAAAUAUAAUAGUAGUAGGUAAGCAGAAACCUUGUAGAAAACACUUCACAGACAAAAAUUUGGAAAGCAGUUUGGUAUGUCUAACACAAGACCAACUACAACAGAUUUUGAUGACUGUAAAUCAAGGAAACAAAUCAACUUCCUUCACUGAGAAUGAAAAGGAGGAAACAAGUCAGUGUAACCUACACUUAAACAACAUUGCUAAUCAACCAAAGGAUGAAAACAUUGUGGAACUACAAGAAAAAACUGAGGCUAUCUCAUUUGUCCAGGAUAACACUAAAUCUGUUUUAAAUCGAAAUCAAGAGAUAAAGCAGUAUGAGCAGAAAACUGCCACAGAGAAUGUAUGGAAACCAGCUGACAUAUUUAGUACUCUUGGGGAAAGAGAACGUGAUAGAAGUUUGUUAGAAGCAAAAAAGGCUCAGUGGAAGAAAGAACUUGAUGAACAGGUUGCUUUAAAGAAGAAAGAAAAAGUUUCUGAAAAAUGGGAUCAUCUUUGGAAGAAGUCUGAAAAUGAUAAGAUAGCAUGGGAAAAAUGUCAGAUUUUUGAUCAAUCUAAGGCUCCUUCUCAGGCAACAGUGCUCCAGACUGAUGAGCACUCAUUUCCAAGAGCUAGUCAGACUUUAGAGGAAGCAGUACUGCUGGAGCACCCUUUCAGUACUACAAAACAAGAACAGCAGAGAAAAUGGAUUGAAGAGUUGAACAAGCAAAUAGAAGAUGACCAGCAAAGAAAACGAGAAGAGAAAAUUUCAUCAUCAAAGGGUGAGGAGCAUGAAAGAUGGGCAAUACAUUUUGACUCAUUAAAGAGCUACCCUGGUUCGCAGUCUCAACUGUCCUCUAGAUUAACACACAAACAACCAGAAUACUUUUGCAUUUCUCCAGACACUCAAGAAUUAACUGAUGUUUUCAGUGUUUAUACACCUACAACUGGCAGCCAGGUUGAACCUUCAGAGGAAGAGCAUGUAGCAAAACCUGCUAGGGAAAUGACUAUGCCAAACAGUCAUAAAACAAACUUUCUUCGUUCUAUGACUGCUCUCUUGGACCCAGCUCAGAUUGAGGAACGAGAUAGGAGGCGACAAAAACAAUUAGAACAUCAGAAAGCCAUCACUGCUCAGGUAGAGGAGAAACGCAGGAAGAAGCAACUGGAAGAACAACAAAGAAAGAAGGAAGAACAAGAAGAGGAACAUCGCUUAGCACGGGAGAGAGAAGAAAUGCAGAAACAGUAUGAAGAAGACAUGCUGAGGCAAAAACAGAAAGAAGAAAUUAUGGCUUUCAAAACAAAUGAGCUCUUCCAGACAAUGCAGAGAGCACAGGAGUUGGCACUGAGGCUGAAACAAGAGCAGAAAAUCCGAGAAUUAUCUCAAAAGGGACAUGACACAUCUAGACUGAUCAAAAAUCUUGGUGUUGAUACAGUACAAUGGGAACAACAUAAGCCUUUCAUGAACAUUUCAAAUUCAAGACAGGCCUUGGAUGAACCUACAGUUAUAGUGAAUACAUGUAUCAAUUCCACAAUCUCUCCCAAGAAGGAUACUGGUGUGCAAACAGAUGACUUAAAUACAGGAAUAUCUGCUCACCAACCAGAAUCACACUGUGGAUCAGUAACAGAGAAUGAAAUUAUACAUUGUUCAUCUCCUGAGAUUUCAGCAGAAUUUAAUGAACAAUUAACUAAGAAAAACAAGCACGAGCUGGUGGUUCAAGAUAAAGCAGCUAGCCUUGAAAAAGAAAACAGCUGGUUUAAGGACCAAUAUAGUCACUUCACAAGAAUAGAGAAAAAAACGAAACAUACAAAGAAAUGUCCUAAACGGCCUGACUGGAAUAUAAAUAAACCGCCCAAAAGGUAUAUUCCAGCAUCAGAAAAGUACCCAAAGCAGCUUCAAAAGCAGAGAGAAGAAAAAAAAAUAAGGCGGCAAAUGGAACUGCUUCAUUUGUUAGAAAGGAAUAAUCCUGGCUACCUCUCUCAAAAUAGAGGCCUUUCACCAGAAGCUCACAAAGAAACUGAGUCAAAGUGGCAGCUAAUAAAAAAGGAAGAAGAAACUCUGAAAGUUAAUUCUUUCAGCAAGGAAAGGUCUCAAUCACCACCAAUGAAAAACAGUAAUUAUGGGAGUCUGACAUCAGGAAAUAGUCAUACAGAAUUAUCGCCAGGAACUUCGGAACCAUCCCACUUUAUUCCCUAUGUCCGAACUAAUGAGAUCUAUUACCUUGAUCCAGAUGCACCACUGUCUAGGUCUUCAUCUCAGGAUCCUCAGAAUCAGAAUCCACAUGACCAAGAACAACUGCUAUCUGACUCUGAACAUGUCAAGGAUCCGCUUCUUAAUCCUACCUUGGUGAAAAACAGAGAUCGGCAGCAAGCAAUCCUGAAGGGACUAUCAGAACUGAGACAGAUCCAGAACCUCCCUCACAUGUGCACAAUUUCAUCACUCCAGGCCACUUCUUCAUUCAGACAGAGACAGAUACUAGAGCACCAGAGCUGCUCUCAGUUCCAGAAAUGUGGUGCUAGAAUUCAAACCUGGGCCUAAUGCAUAGUAAGUCACACACCCCACCUGGUGAGCUGUGUCUCUAGCCGUAGCUUUUGACUCUUGACAACUAGAUCCAUCGACAUAAUCAUACUUUUUCCUUCAAAAAAAUCUCAAUUCAAUCAGAAUGUUUUAAAACUAUUUCAAAAUAGGUACCCUAAAUCUGCUUUUAAAUAGUUUUUUUAUAAAAAGGCCUCCAGGAGCAGUGGAUUCCUAGUGCAAGCACAAAGCCCCAGAAAUAACCCUGGAGGCAAAAAACCAAACAAACAAAAAAAGCCAAAAAACUAACCUGCAAUGAGAAAGGUUAAAGGUUACUAUUGAAGGCAGGGAGAUCAGUGACUGGGAGGAUACAGAAAAAACCUUGUGGGUAUUGAAAUGUUUUAUUUGAUUUGUUUGUGGUCACAUGAAUGAACGUCAUCAGCUUUUAUACUAAAGAGUAUAUGUACUUUUCCUAUAUUAUAUGAGGUUCUAAGGUUUUUAACUCAUCUUUUCCUUAGGAGACAUUUUCGGGAGGGGGGGGAGGUGUGCUUACAGGAAAGCAGAGCUCUGUUAACUAAAGGUUUUAAAAUUUUUCCAAAGUUGUCCAGGAGGUGGCACAGUGGAUAAAGCAUCAGACUCUCAAGCAUGAGGUCCUGAGUUCAAUCCCAUGCAGCACAUGUACCAGGGUGAUGCCUGGUUCUCUCUCUCCUCCUUUGUUACUCAUUAAUAAAUAAAUAAAAUCUUAAAAAAAAAUUCCAAAUAGGGGCUGGGCAGUGGCGCACCUGGU